Messenger RNA from Nilaparvata lugens (brown planthopper), 1542 nucleotides. Its product is annotated as ejaculatory bulb-specific protein 3. Bases 174 to 743 code for a protein of 189 amino acids. The record is from RefSeq and is a predicted model, not a curated record. The transcript has 3 exons. Lineage: Eukaryota; Metazoa; Arthropoda; Insecta; Hemiptera; Delphacidae.
CAGCAGUCCCUCCCUGACUGGGCGUCCGCGCGCAAGGCUCAGCAACAGCUGAUCUCUUCCUCAGCAUUCAGCUGAUCAGCUGAUCACACUUCCCGCCAAUAAAAGCGCGCCGCACACGCCGCUUCCGACUAAUCGUGAGUUGUGUGUGUUGGUGCAAGCUAGCAAGAAGCAGGAUGAAGUCUCAGCAGCUGUUAGUCUCCUGUUUGUUUAUUUGCACUUGGCUUGUGGUGCUUAUGGCGCCUUCAGCCAACGCCGCCCCCAAAGAAAAGGACCCCGAACGUAAGGCGCUCUAUCGACUUGAGUACAUCGAUAUCGAAAAGGUGCUCGAUAACAAUCGGAUGUUGACGAAUUUCAUCAGAUGCUUCCUGAGGCAAGGUCCUUGCACGCCUGAGGCACGCGACUUUCGAAAGCUGCUGCCAAAAUUAGCCAAGACGAUGUGCAGUGACUGUACAGCUCGACAGAGAUACAUCAUUAAGAAGGUAUUCAAGCACCUGAUGGAGGAACGCCCCAAGGAGUGGGAGCUUCUCAUGGACAGGUUCGACCCUCAGCGCAAGUACGCCGAACGCCUCGACACAUUCAUGGUGGACAUGACCACACGGGCACCUGUGACGUCAUCACCGAUGCCAUCAUCACCUGUGACCUUGACCUCGUCCAGCGUGACCAUGAGCAGUACCACGCAGCGCGUGAUCGAGAUUCUGCGCACUAGCACCGACAUGUCCAACGAGAGUAGGCCUGCCUCAUGAGAUACGGUCAUCACACUAGCGCGACUUGAAACUCUUGCUAUCAACUGGCUCAAGCGUAUAUUCAAGAUACCUGCUUGACCAGAUUAUGUAUCAUAAUAAAAUUGUGAUACACAACAUGAAAUAUCGUUGUACAGGUCUCGAGAAUAGUUCUGGCCUUCCCCUAUAUUCAACCAACCACUGAAUCUGUUGUGGUGGGGGUAAAAAGAGCUUGGUAGUCUUUUCCUCAUCUCCAAGACCGAUCAUUCUAUUAUUCUAUUUCGACAGGAGAUGUGGCUAUUCAAUUAUCCAUUUUUGGAAAAUUUGAGCACUAAAUAAUAUAUGGGAGUGCGAGAAAAUGUGUCUUACUCUCCCACUCCAGCCUGAUCAAUUUCAGCUUCAGAGGGUUCAGGGGCAAGAACUAUUCUCGCGGACGCUAUUUGUACCAAGAUUGUCUGGUGAGGUAUGUUCCAAAGCAAUCUAAAAUCGAAUAAUUCCGAAAAAUUCUAGAAGCUUCCAUUAUUUGUAUUUUUGUUACGGAACAGGUCUCAAGCGGUUGUGUGAUAUUAGCUCCAAAAUGAAGUUAACUACUUUGAAUUACAAAAUGGUCAACUUUUGUGGAAUAACAAGUAGUUUGUUAUGGGGAAUUGCACUCGAUUAGUGGAUCAGUUUUUGUGCAAUGAGCAAUUCAAUGCAAUGUAUUUCAUAAUAUUUAGAGGUAAAUAUGGUUAUGAAGUUAUGAUACUGUGAUAUUUCUAUUCUUCCUUAUCCAAAUCAAUGAGAUGUACAGAGGAGAAGAAUACAAUGAUAAGUAGCAUACCAA